UUGGAGGAGAGGGCUCGUGUUUUACUAAGGAUGUUUAUCCGCAUCGGAGUGGCCGGCUGGCCGCCUUAUUUGAAAAGAGAGAGAGAGAGAGAGACAGUACCCUCUUCUGUCCCACACGCAUAAACCAACAAAAGCAAGUAGACCAUGAGAGGUGGGUCAGGUGGACAACGUAGUUCUCACUUCUCGGGGCAUAUCAAUAAAUUAAAAUAGUAGAAUCCAAUCAUAUGGAAUUGUCCAUUUAUCGUCGUGAAAUUGGUUCCCCUGUGUUCUCCAAGUUCAAUUUUGAACUGUUUGGUAGAAGAAUAGAAGAUUACCAUGGCUAACUUGGAAAUAGAAGAGGAGCCAAUGCUGUCACCUCCACAACGAUCUCAUGGACUCCAGGGUUCGGAUUUUCGGGCCCGAAGCAGGUCUAUGCACAUUCCCAUGGUCUCCCACCGAGAAGCAACUCGUACACUUGAUAGUGUGAAAACCUUUCCCCAGAAGAAGAGUGCUUCAUCGUCAUUCUAUUCCACUGCCACUCAUGAAACUCUACAUCUUUCCUCGUCCCGCCGCGGCGGUGGCCCACUUAGAUGGCAUCGUGCUAUGACAGGAAGGCUUCAAUAUAAUCCUCUUCAAGCAGAGUUUGAUAGUAUUUUUGAGGGUUCUGCUUGGAGAGUCCCUUCAUUCUGCUCUUCAUGUGUUCCUGGAGUUAUACAUCCUGACAGUGUAAAACAAUGGAACAAGAUUAUAGCUAUUUUAAGCUUGGUGGCAAUAUUUUUGGAUCCAUUAUUUUUCUUCUUAUUGUAUGUUGAAAAGCAUUUGAAUUGCAUUGUUAUCAGUUGGACAAUGACGAGACCACUUAUUUUACUUAGAAGCAUAAAUGAUUUAGUAUUUUUCAUGAACAUGCUUCUCCAGUUUAGGUUGGCUUAUGUUUCUGCUGGGUCAAGGUUAAGGGGUACUGAUUUAAUUGAUGAUCCAAAGAAAAUUGCUCGACAUUACCUGACUAGUUAUUUCUUUCUUGAUUUGUUUAUUGCACUUCCUCUACCACAGAUAAUAGUAUUGUUUGUGCUGCCAAGAUAUUUCGGAGCGAGUCAUGCUGAGAGUCUUUUAUGUGGAGUGAUCCUUGUGCAGUAUAUCCCCAGGUUAUUCCGAUUUUUGCCUCUGCUAAUUGUCCAGUCUCCAGAAGGAUUCAUAUUUGAGUCAGCAUGGGCAAAUUUUUUUAUAAAUAUCCUCAUUUUUAUACUAUCUGGACAUGUCGUUGGCUCUUGUUGGUACCUCUUUGGUUUGCAGAGGGUUAAUCAAUGUUUGCGAGAUGCCUGCCAUAAUUCAGUUGUUACUCAAUGCAUGAAGAUUAUUAAUUGUGGGUAUGACUGUUUCUCACACUAUACAUCAUCAGAUUCAGAAAUGUGGAGAAACAAUGCAAAUGCAACUGCUUGUUUGAAUUCCUCUUCUGGUGCUUUUGAUUAUGGGAUAUACGCCAAUGUUGUACAACUUACUACGCAUCCUAAAAUAGUCAAGAAGUAUCUGUAUGCACUGUAUUGGGGCUUCCAACAAAUCAGUACUCUUGCUGGUAAUCAAACCCCUAGUGAUUUUGAGUUCGAAGUCCUUUUCAUAAUGGCAAUCACAGGAAUAGGACUCUUGCUUUUUGCACUUUUGAUCGGAAACAUACAAAACUAUCUUCAAGCUCUCGGUCAGAGGACACUAGAAAUGCAACUUAGAGGCCGUGAUGUUGAGCAAUGGAUGAGCCAGUUUCACUUACCAGAAGAUCUUAGAAGGAAAAUAAGACAUGUUGAACGGUAUAAUUGGGCUGCAACAAUAGGGGUGAAUGCAGAAAUGCUUAUGGAGAAUAUGCCAGAAGAUCUCCAAAGAGACAUAAGGCGUCAUCUCUUCAGAUUCAUUAAGAAAGUUCGAAUUUUUUCUAUGAUGGAUGAGCCUAUUUUAGAUGCCAUUUGUGAGAAGUUAAGACACAAGAUAUACAUCAAAGGAAGCAAUAUCUUGUAUAAUGGUGGUCUAGUGGAGAAGAUGGUGUUUGUUAUGCAUGGGAAAUUGGAGAGCAUCGAAGGAGAAGAUGGAAUUAGAAUUAUCUUAACCCAAGGGGAUGCUUGUGGUGAAGAACUCUUGCAGUGGUGUUUGGAGAAUUCAUUACUCUACACAGCAAGCAGAAAACCAGAAAAAGUCUUGCGUAGUAAAAGGACAGUAAGGGCCUUAACAAAUGUGGAGGUGUUUUCACUCCGAGCUGAUGACCUUGAAGAAGUAAUAAUUCGUUUCUCAAGAUUAUUUCAAAGACCACGUGUUCAAGCAGCCCUAAGGUAUGAAUCAUCUUAUUGGAGAUCCCUUGCUGCAACACGGAUUCAGAUGGCGUGGCGAAACAGGAAGAACCGUUUAAAUCGUAAGCGUGCUGCCUCACAAACAAAUUAGGUUCUAGAUUGCAUUGUAAUAUAUCUGUAAUAUUAUAUGUAGCAACUGUAAUAUGUGCUGCAUAUUAACACAUAACAAGUGUUGCUUUUGCUUGUAUAACUAGAAGAAAUUCAUCUCUAAAAACAAGAGAUGUGGAUAUCCAAAUAAUAUACUAAGACGGGUCUGAUCAUGUAUGUUGAAUUCAUUGAACUCGUGCCACAUUUUUCAAGCAAAAUUUAACUAUCAUGAUUCAUCAGUCA
This is a messenger RNA of Arachis stenosperma, 2636 nucleotides long. Its product is annotated as probable cyclic nucleotide-gated ion channel 20, chloroplastic. Bases 316 to 2397 code for a protein of 693 amino acids. Gene Ontology annotation, biological process: transmembrane transport; monoatomic ion transport. NCBI's taxonomy places the organism in Eukaryota, Viridiplantae, Streptophyta, Magnoliopsida, Fabales, Fabaceae. The record is from RefSeq and is a predicted model, not a curated record. Gene Ontology annotation, cellular component: membrane. The transcript has 12 exons. Gene Ontology annotation, molecular function: monoatomic ion channel activity.